AUGAGGCCAGCUGCUGCAGCUUUAUUUGGCUGCAUAGCCGCUGCGCUUGCGUCGCUCUUGCACGUGGCACGUGCCGCACAGGCACCUUUCUCCAUUGAAGCUAUCGAGCAGCGUAUCGGCUUGGCAUGGGCAGCCGAGCCGGUGACGUAUCCGAGUAGAAAAUGGACUCUGCCUCGAAACAGCUCCAACUCUGCCGUUGUCUUUGACAAAUACAGCCUGGCACUCGCCGGUGGUCAGCAGCGUCUGUUUGUUCUCGCAGCCGAAUUUCAUCCGUGGCGCCUACCCGUGCCGAGCCUAUGGCGUGAUGUCUUGCAAAAAAUCCGAGCGGCUGGCUUCAACACCGUAUCAAUCUACACACAUUGGGGUCUCAUCCAACCCACUCCAGAGGCCGCAUCCAUCGACCUGACCGGUGUCAAUGAUCUGGACUACUUCUUGACUGUAGCAAAGCAGGUAGGGUUGUUUGUGAUUUUGCGACCCGGACCUUACAUCAACGCCGAGACCACUGUGGGCGGCAUGGCACCCUGGACUGUCAACAUCGACGCAGUGCUGCGCACCAACGAUACGGCCUGGCAAAAUGCGUGGAAGCCGUACAUCGAUGCCAUCUCUCGUGUCGUGGUCAAGCAUCAGCUCGUUCAUGACUCGUCCAAAUCAGAACGUCUUGCAGGUGGAAGCGUUAUCCUCGUCCAGGCAGAUAAUGAGUACAAGACUGGCGAUGCAGAGCGCGCAUACAUGAAAGAGCUCGUUGCUAGGCUCAAGAGCAAUGGCAUUUCUGUGCCCAUCACGUACAACGACCCGGGCCGCGACAACAACUUUGUCGACCUCGUCGAUUUGUACGGGCUUGACUCGUAUCCACAACGCUUCGACUGCUCGCAUCCCACCACGUGGGUUCCGUUUCGCGAUGAUUAUUUGCAGUACCACAUGGACACAAAUCCAGAACAGCCCUUCUAUAUCCCUGAGUUUCAGGGUGGAUCGUACGAUCCUUAUGGUGGUCCCGGCUACCAAGCAUGUGGACGCAUGACAAAUGCCAGCUUUACCCGAGUGGCCAACCAAGCUCUGAUAGCACAGCGAGUGACGCUCCUGUCCCUCUACAUGGUAUACGGCGGAACUAAUUGGGGCGGUCUAGCCGAACCGGACGUCUACACAUCGUACGACUACGGGGCUGCACUCAACGAGCACAGACAAACGACAGACAAGUAUACCGAGCUCAAGAGGCUGGGCAACUUUGUUUCGGCUUUUCCCGACCUUGCCAUGACCGAACAGAUAUUUGACAAGCCUGGCUUCAACGUCUCACAAGCAUACGACUUGGGCGCGAAUAAGACGGUCGAUGCAGCCAUCCUCCGGACCACGGUGCUUGAAAACCCCGAGACCAAGAGCAGAUUCUACGUCGUCAGAUACGACAACACAACCGAAUCAAGGAGAAUCCGCUUUGCACUCGAGAUUGAGUCGAUGGGAGAGACCAUCUUGGUGGGCGACAGGCGGAACUCGGACAGCGAAUGGAUUGGUAACAACUAUCUCAACGGUCGAGAUAGCCACAUCAUUCCUGUCGACCACAAGUUGCCAGGCGGUCUUCUGUUGCGCUUUAGCACAGUCAAUGUCUAUCGCGUCGCUUCCUUUGCCAACUACGUCCUUGUGUCUCUGGACUAUGCGCCAAAUCAGUUGAUCGAAUACUCGCUCACUUUUCAAGAGCCGGGCAACCGUUUUGUGGGCAUGCAGAUGUUGACUUUCAACAGCCGCGAUGCGACUCUGCAGAAAGUACAGAGCGAGGAAUGGUCAUUGGUGCAACGUAUGCAUUCCGACAUCCAAGCGGAUCCCACCUACGUCAGGGGUUCGAUUCCAGCCUCUAACAUUGGCGAAUCGGAGCAGCGCUACAUGGUGUACAAGACUGUCGAAGGUAUCUGGAUCGUGCUCCAGUUCACGCCUACCUUGCUUACCCGACGAGACUUUUCUGCUCCUGCAAGGGUCGAGCGAGGCUCUGGUCGCUUGGCUGUGCCGCGUAUCGCCAAACAGAACAACGUAAUCAGUAGUUUCUUCGGUCUUUCAGAAGACAGCGUCAUACUGCUCAAAGUGGAUCUUUUCCGCAACGCCACGUACACGACCACCGCCCGGCCGCUCGACACGCUCCAUCUUUGGGGAUCGGUAUCCUCGGACACCGAUGCAGCUUUGAUGGCCUUACCCGGGCUCACAAACAUCUAUUGGAACGGCCAACAAGUCAAAGCAACGCCACAAGGUGACAAUGACUGGUUUUACUCCUUGGCCCUCCCUGGACCGCCUAAAGCCGCGCUUGAGUGGACACCUACCAACUUAUCCAAGCUCGACUGGAGAUGGAAGGAUUCGAUCCCUGAAGCGCACGCAGAUUUCGACGAUAUUACUUGGAUUGACGCAAACCAAACCGACUCAUUCAAUCCAUACGCCCACGAUCCAUCCCUCGACACGCAAGGUUUCAUCCUUUUCGCUUCACAGUACGGGUUGCACGCGAACAACAUCGUCUGGCGCGGUCACUUUGGUAUCUCAUCGCAUUGCGCGCCUUCGGAUGUGUAUAUCAAAGUCGAGGGUGGCCGAUCGUCCGCUUUCAGUGCGUGGCUCAACGGCGUCUAUCUCGGAAGCGUUGAAGCGGAUCGCGAGAAAUCGGCUUCUGCGUCCACUUUCACGAUUCCACAGCGAGCACUUUUGGUGAAUAGGAACAACGUGGUGACGGUGCUACAGGACCAUAUGGGGAUUGAAAUGGAAGCUGGACAAUUGCCGAUCGGGUUCCGAGACGAUGCAAGCCGCAAGUUGGAAGCGGUCAAACUUCCACGCGGGAUCGUCGCUUUCAACUUCCCGUCGCUGCGCAACGCGAAUCGUACCGAACCGGAGGUCAAGUGGAAAGUGCAGGGUAAUUAUCAAGGCGAAUCUGCCCCGGACGCUGUUCGAAGAUCGUUGAACGAAGGUGGUCUGCAUGCCGAGGUGCGAGGCUGGCACCUCCCCGGAUACGACGUCUCGCACUGGUCUACGCUUUCCAACAAACCCAGAGGCAGAGUCAUCUUUUACAGAACUGCCUUCGACCUCGACCUACCUCGCAACACAGACUUGGGCCUGACAUUCAGCUUCAGCCACCUAGACGGCAAGAAAUUCCGCGCUCAACUUUACGUCAACGGCUGGCAGAUGGGCAAGUACAUCAACCAUCUGGGCCCACAGACCGAGUUCCCGGUGCAUGACGGCAUCUUGCAUCUUCGAGGGAACAACGAGGUGGGCGUGAGUGUGUGGAAUCUGGACGAGGAGGAUUCAGAUUGGGAUUGGGACCCAAGGAAGAGUUUGGAGCUCAAGGUGAGCCACGUCAUGUCGGGCGAGUCGAGAGAUGGCUACAACUUGCCAGCAAAAGCUUGGGACAAGCUGAGGGUUAAAGUGUAA
Mycosarcoma maydis (corn smut) is the source of this 3387-nucleotide messenger RNA. RefSeq lists its product as uncharacterized. The record is from RefSeq and is a predicted model, not a curated record. NCBI's taxonomy places the organism in Eukaryota, Fungi, Basidiomycota, Ustilaginomycetes, Ustilaginales. Gene Ontology annotation, cellular component: vacuole. The transcript has a single exon. The coding region runs from base 1 to 3387 and encodes 1128 amino acids. Gene Ontology annotation, biological process: carbohydrate metabolic process. Gene Ontology annotation, molecular function: beta-galactosidase activity.